UCUUGAACGCUGUCCAAGCCAAGCUGUAGCAGACCACUAAGCUCUAGCCAAAGAUCCAGAUGGGCGACCAGAUGAGCUAGUGAAUCGGUGAAAGAAUGCCAAUGCGCGAUGCUCUGGCCAAAGUAGGCGGCGCUGCACAAACCGAUGAGCUAGUGAGUCGAUGGAAGGGUGCCGAUGCGCGAUGCUCUGGCCAAAGUGUCGCGCCUCAACCAGCUCACGAGAUGGUUGGAGUCAAGGGGAUGGUCGUGUGCAAUAUUGAGACCUGGGUAUUGAGAAUGUGGGUAUUUGUGUAUGAUGAUGUGAUGUGUAGCAGGUUCGAGGAAGCGUGGGAUGCGAGCGAGCAAGAUGACUGGUCGAAAGUCGGUUUCAGAUGUUCGCGAGCAGCUGAGAGUCCUCAAGCGUCGAGUUCAAGCAAGUCAGGUCGCGAGUGUCGCGGAGCCUAGUGCUCCCACCAAGGCAGGACACAGUAGCCAACAGCCGCUCGCGUUAGCCGCGUCGGACGCGGCCCCAAGCCAAAA
Molecule: messenger RNA, 518 nt
Organism: Ceraceosorus bombacis
Lineage: Eukaryota; Fungi; Basidiomycota; Exobasidiomycetes; Ceraceosorales; Ceraceosoraceae
Source: the annotation of a GenBank genome assembly